This is a messenger RNA of Rotaria sp. Silwood1, 1002 nucleotides long. The record is from the annotation of a GenBank genome assembly. NCBI's taxonomy places the organism in Eukaryota, Metazoa, Rotifera, Eurotatoria, Philodinida, Philodinidae.
AUGAAACAAAAGUGCAGUAAAUGUAAAAAUUUUGAUCAAAUAUUUACAUGCGAUGGAUGUCAACAAUCAUUUUGUAAUGAACAUAUUCAUGAACAUCGUGAAGAAUUAUCACAUAAAAUGAAUGAUAUUAAUAAAGAUUAUUGUCAGUUCGAAGAAGGUUUAAAUAACAAUGAAAUUAUUCAAAGUUAUCUUUCUCGUAUUGAUCUGUGGGAACGUGAAUCAUUAAAAAAAAUUCAAGAAACCGCUGAAAUAGCUCGUAAUGAUUUAUUAAAAAUUUUUGAUCGAAUGAAAAAUCAAUUAAAAUCAAAAUGUAAUAAAAUAUACUAUGAUAUACAAACAAAUCAAGAAUCAAAAAACUAUUCAGAAAUUAAUUUAAAUCAAUGGAUGGAACAAUUAGAAAAACUUCGUCAUAUAUAUAAAACUUCAUUUACAGUUGAUAUUAUUGAUGAUAAACAAUCAUCUUUUCGGUUAAUUAAAAUUAUCGAUAAAAAACAAUCAUUUUCUAUUGAAGAAUUAAAUUCUAAUACUAAUGAAAAAUUCAAUAAAACUGUUGGUAAGAUUACUUUAUCACAAGAUCAUCUUACAGCAACAUGUUCAGAGAGAAAUUGGAACGGUUCGAAUGUUAGUGGUAAUAAUCUCUAUUCGUCUGGUAUUCAUUCUAUUCGUUUUCGAAUUACGAAAAACGGAAAAAAUAAUCCGUUUUUCGGUAUUACAUCAGUUGCAAAAGAAUUAAAUCCAUGGAAUCGUAAAACCCCAUUUGCUUAUGGUUGGUGGAAAUUUCCAUUUGAUGAAAAAGAACAAGAAAAUAUUGAAGACCCAGAUAUUAAAACAGAUGAUGAAGUAACAUUAACAUUAGAUUGUCUUAAUAGUCAAAUUCAGUUUGAACAUCAUCGAACAAAACAAAUUGUUUAUGAAUCUAUAGAACAUGAACAAUGUCCUUUUCCUUGGAAAAUUGCUAUUGUUUUAUAUUCUCCAGGUGAUGCUAUUAGUAUUUUAUCAUAA